AUGUCCACCAUCACCCGUACCCUCCGCAACCUCUGGCGGGUCGGCCUCCGCGACUAUGGCCACCAGUUGCACUACAUCGGCGACACAAAAGCUGGGACAUUGAUUGGAAUGGAUAGAUAUGGCAACAAAUACUACGAGAACUUGGUGGAAGAGCUGCCCUUGCGGACACGAUGGGUCGACUACAAGGACAGCGAGCUUGAUGCAAGCCAGAUCGAUCCAGGCUGGCAUGCUUGGAUGAGCUACUUGGUGGAUAAGCCACCGGUCGAAGACAAGAUUAUGCAGUGUGGGUUGCGGCCAUGGGAGAGCAAGGAGCCCAAGAUCAACUUGACUCAGAGCAGAGGAGCUUAUCGUCCAUAUUCUACGUGCGCCAAACCUGCCAGAUAA
This is a messenger RNA of Fonsecaea nubica, 384 nucleotides long. RefSeq lists its product as hypothetical. Lineage: Eukaryota; Fungi; Ascomycota; Eurotiomycetes; Chaetothyriales; Herpotrichiellaceae. The record is from RefSeq and is a predicted model, not a curated record. The transcript has 3 exons. Gene Ontology annotation, biological process: mitochondrial respiratory chain complex I assembly; response to oxidative stress. The coding region runs from base 1 to 384 and encodes 127 amino acids. Gene Ontology annotation, cellular component: membrane.